Molecule: messenger RNA, 1722 nt
Organism: Dipodomys ordii (Ord's kangaroo rat)
Lineage: Eukaryota; Metazoa; Chordata; Mammalia; Rodentia; Heteromyidae
Product: chromosome unknown open reading frame, human C9orf43
Exons: 12
Coding region: 207-1538 (443 amino acids)
Source: RefSeq, a predicted model, not a curated record
CGUUAUCUGCUUUGGUCCCCCAACAGGAGUCCCCAUUAUUUUUUCCUCGUUUGAAAUGAAACGAGACCUUCUUGGGUUCUUUUCCCCUUUCAAAUCUACUGGAGCAGUUGUCCAUUCUUCUUACCUCGAGCCUUUGUAAUGAUCGCAUUAAGUGUUACGCAGUUUUGUUGCUUUUGUUUUUAACGUGAACUAACAACGCGGACAAGAUGAACCUGAUGAGAUCGCGGAGUGCCAUGCAGUCCAGACAGCGACUAGAAAAGUACAGGAUUGGCCUUCCUUCUAAAUCACUGAUGGUCAUGAACUUGCCGGAUGAUAGCCAGUGGGAUGAAACCACCUGUGACCAGGCUGUCUGUCAGCAUCCGCAAUGCUGGGCAUCUAUUCGCCGCGUUGAGAGGGGCCAUCCUCGAAUCAUGGGAGCACCUGACAAAUCCCCCCUGGAAGCUAGAGAAAAACUCCCAGUGCUCACUAUUAUGAACAUGUCAGAUUCCAGCUUGCAGACCAAGCGACUUGCUAACCAACAGUUAUCACACUUCCCCUAUAGAAAGACUUCAUUGUCUCCGGGUUCAAAGCUUAAAUAUAAACAUUCCAGCAGGCCUCAGAGGUUACCUAACAAAAAUGAGAUGAAUCAAAUUAAGUUUCCAAAACUUUCAAUAUUGAAUUUCAAUGGGACAGAACUACCUUACUCUGAAACUGCCAGAAACAUGGUUGUAGUCUGGAUCCCAAAAGAUGUAGAGAAGAAAGAGGGCCUUUUGCCAGAUGUGGAUAGAGAUGUUCCUUGUUCAGAGAUGAAGAUACAAUUAGCCAUGAUGAAAAAUAAUCUGCCCUUGAAAAAGGCUAGACCCGGUAGUGCGAUUUCUUCUAAGAUGUUUCUAACUAUACACGGCCUCACGCUGCAAAGGCGUUCAUGGCAACAACCUGAAUAUUUGAUGAAGUCACAGAAGAAAGAAGGUUCCCUGAACAAGCAGCUCCCAUCGUUGCUGUGGCACCAGCAACAGCUUCAGAAGAGGAAGGCAAAGAUCUCAGCUAAAAAACAGAGUAGACAGAAGUCGGCAAUGUCCAAGGACUUGCUAAAAGAAACUGACAAGGAAGCCAAGAUUGUCUCAGAGAAAGAGAAAAUUCCAGGUGAUACAACUCCUUCAAGUGAGGAAAGUGCCCUGAAGCUGGAGCAAAUGGAGAAAGCAGAUGCUAUGAGACUGGGUUCUAUGGCAAAUACAAUGAUGGAUUACUUUGAGAACUACUUGUCUUUCUUCCCCAGUCUGCAAAAUAUUGAUGUGUCUGAUACAGAAUACUUUCGGAAAGACUCUAGUCCCACUAAGCAGGAGUCAGACUACUCUUACAUAGAACCUAGUCCUAAGGAGCAGGAUAUAUUGGAAAUUCCAGUUGCCAGCCAAGAGACCGUCUUUACCAACUUUCCAGAGAAUCCAUCUGAAUAUUUCUGGAACCCUGAGCUCAAACUACUGAAGAUAAUUCAAGCUACUGCUGAGGAGGAGGAGGAGAACCAAUUCUUGCUGCAGAGUGAGGAGUCUCUGGAAGCAUAGGCACAGGCCCCACAGGGGGUGGGGGCAGCCUUGUCCUGGCAGGAUGAUCCACAUACUGAAGGCAAUGACCUUAGGCGCAGGGUAGAGGAGAGAGGGACUUUCACUCUCUGGAGCUUUUUCUAGGGUCUGAGUUUAGAGAUACUGCAUUAUUUAUUUGUACUACUUGCUUCUAAGCAAGCAAGUA